CACGAAGUAGAGGGAACAUUCAGUACACCUGUGUAGAGAGCGAAAGGUUUUGGGAUCUUUUGGGAAUAUUAGUUUACGCAAAUCCUUCUAUUUCUGAAAGCAAGACAGACACCACCCAAAAAGGAGAUAUAGACAGGUUGAUAGCAAGAACAUCCAUUCUAAACAACUCACAGACCUCUGCCUUCCAUCCAGUCCACAUGACCGAGCCGUGCAGAAGCCGUGAACAGCACACCAACACCUGCGUUCUCGGUUAAAACAAGAUGUCAUCGACCAAUGAGAAUGGAGUCAGCGGGUCUAGAAAUAACAGUCGAGAGAAAACGUACAAAAAGACUACGUCAUCUGCCCUGAAAGGAGCAAUCCAGCUGGGCAUUGGUUACACCGUGGGGAACCUGACCUCAAAACCUGACCGAGAUGUGCUCAUGCAGGACUUCUAUGUGGUGGAGAGUGUGUUCUUACCCAGUGAGGGGAGCAAUCUGACUCCAGCGCACCAUUAUCCAGACUUCCGUUUCAAGACAUACGCACCUUUGGCUUUCCGCUACUUCCGGGAGCUGUUUGGGAUCAAGCCAGAUGAUUACUUGUACUCCAUUUGUAAAGAGCCCUUGAUUGAGUUGUCUAAUCCGGGCGCCAGUGGCUCUCUUUUCUACCUGACCAGCGAUGAUGAAUUCAUCAUCAAAACCGUCCAGCACAAGGAGGCAGAGUUUCUACAAAAACUUCUUCCAGGAUACUACAUGAACCUCAAUCAGAACCCAAGGACUCUCCUACCCAAGUUCUACGGGCUGUACUGUAUUCAGUCUGGAGGAAUCAACAUUCGUCUCGUGGUUAUGAACAAUGUUUUACCGCGGUCUUUAAAGAUGCACUACAAAUAUGACCUGAAAGGCUCCACGUACAAGAGGCGAGCAUCACGGAAAGAGCGGGAGAAGACCUGCCCCACAUAUAAAGACCUAGACUUUGUGGACAUGCACGAUGGCUUGUAUUUUGACACAGAGACUUAUAACGCCUUGACGAAGACGUUACAGCGAGACUGCCGGGUGCUGGAGAGUUUUAAGAUCAUGGACUAUAGUUUGCUGCUGGGAGUCCAUGUGUUGGACGAAAGUCACAGAGAAGGAGAAGUCAGUGUUGUAGAUGGCAGGAGAACGGUGGCACAGAGAGUUCUUUACUCCACUGCCAUGGAGUCCAUUCAGGGAGACGGCAAAGCAGCUGAGGCCUUGAAAACAGAUGACACAAUGGGCGGUAUUCCUGCAAGAACACACAGGGAUGAGAAACUACUUAUUUUUCUUGGCAUAAUCGACAUUUUACAGUCUUACAGAUUCAUGAAGAAGUUAGAACACUCGUGGAAGGCACUCGUCUAUGAUGGUGAUACAGUGUCUGUGCACCGACCAGGUUUCUAUGCAAACAGAUUUCUCAAGUUCAUGAGCACCAGAGUAUUUCGGAAGAUUCAGCCAAAUCGUUUCUCCCCGAGCAAAAGGGCACGGAAUUCCAUAUCUGCGCUGAAGUUCUCCUCUCAGGAGGUGCUUUCCACACAGAAGGAGGAGAAGGGUGAGGAGAGGGUGGACAGAAUUGCAGGAGCCCAUAGUCUAGCCAGUCUAGAUGGACAAGUGUUUUGGUCCUAUAACCGUCCUGACCUGGUUCCUCAAACUCAUUAUCCAUAUGAGGCCUCUUCCUUGAACCACACCCUGUCCCCGCCCCCAGUAUUCGUCUCACCCCCACACUACCUGGAGGCCAGAUCAAACAAAAGAAGUGGCAUUGUUUCCUGCUCAACUUUCACAUUGGAUGACAGCGCCAUCUGUCUGUCAUCCGAGCAAAGCACCAUGGACAUAGAGCGAGAUGAUGAUUCAGUGCUGGACGUCUACUUUUGAGGAGCCAAAUGAGAUGAUCCUUCGUCAUCGUUUAUUCCUCCUCAUCACCUGCUUCUAUGGUCCUUUGGAUUCUCAUGUGCAGAGAGCGCCCCAUGCUGCCAAACCACACAUCAUUGUGCAUACAUUUGCCAAUAUAACAGCUACAACUACCAGCAUACAUAUUUAUACAUCAAAUCACAAUGCAAAACUGUCAGCAAGAGUUGUAGCUUUAAGUGGCCUAAGAGGUCACACGAUCUUACAUUCAUGGACACAUCAACCAAAUAAGCAGAGCUGGCUGUGUUUUUUGCUGCUUCACUGCAAAAGAACUUUACAGACCAUAGAUGAAAUGGCAGCUCUGGGGUCCGAGUGGAGAUAGACUUGACUUCAUGUGCUGUCAUCAUUUUUUGUUUUGGAGACAUGCAAUAAAUUUGCUUAUUUGUUAUGCAAACAAAGUUUGCAUGAACGGAUAUCCACUAUACAGUACUGUACCUCCUAAAGGAUAGAUCACACAAUGCAAAUUAAUUUACUCAUGUUGUUCCAAACCUGUUUCUUUCAUGGAACACAAUGAGAUGUUUGAAUGUUAGCCUCAUUUACCAUCUACUUUCAUGAUACAAUGAAAGGUCCUUUUUGGGUGAACUAUCCCUUUAAAGGAGCUAGUGUUUAGUGGCAUAGAUGCUUUGUGACUUCAACUCCACAUAGGUAACACAUCAGUUCAAAUAUUUUUAAAAUGUGCAAUUUUCAUACAGUAUAUAUGUGUGUUAUUGUAGUUCUCCUCACUGGAGUAAUAAUCUUGACAUUUUAAUUCAAAGGAAACACACAGUUUCUAGGAAACAGUCUAUGUGUGACUUCAUUUCUCAAAACUAUGAGCACAGACAUGCCUUGUACUGUAAAUAUAUGUGUAACUUUCACGGUACAACUUUAGUCACGCUCAGAUUUACGCUGGUACAUCAGCUCCUGAUAAUCAAGAGUAAUCAUUUGUAUCAGCAGUAUACUACUGGUCAAAACUUUUGAAGCACUUGACUGAAGUGUUUCUCAUGAUCUUAAAAAUCUUUUGAUCAGAAGGGGUAUUCUUAAAUGUUUGAAAUUAGUUUAGUAGACAAAAAUAUAAUUGUGCCACCAUAUUAAUUUAUUUCAUUAUAUAAAAAAGUGUUUGAAAUUGAUGAUUUGGACCAAAUAAUAAAGAAAA
This is a messenger RNA of Xyrauchen texanus (razorback sucker), 3021 nucleotides long. RefSeq names its product phosphatidylinositol-4-phosphate 5-kinase, type I, beta b (gene pip5k1bb). The coding region runs from base 261 to 1856 and encodes 531 amino acids. The transcript is spliced from 15 exons. NCBI's taxonomy places the organism in Eukaryota, Metazoa, Chordata, Actinopteri, Cypriniformes, Catostomidae. Gene Ontology annotation, biological process: phosphatidylinositol metabolic process. The record is from RefSeq and is a predicted model, not a curated record. Gene Ontology annotation, molecular function: phosphatidylinositol kinase activity.